AUGAAGUCGCUCACGGUUCUUUCGACACUCGCCGUGUCGGCGCUCGCCGCCACCAUCCCCGCGAGUAACGUCGACUACACCGGAUACAAGGUCGUUCGUAUCCCCACAGAGGAGGCCAACUAUGCAAAGGUGCUCGAUGUCAUCGAGAACUUGAAGCUGGAGACGUGGAAAUACCCCAAGGCCGCCGGCAACAAUGCCGAUAUCGUCAUCCCGCCAGGCCAGAUUGCCGCGUUCGACGCGGCGAUCUCGGGCUUGAAGACGGAGAUCAUGCACGAGGAUCUAGGUGCCUCGAUUAGCAGCGAAGCUGCUGAAGUUCGAUCACUCUCUUCCGGAGUCAAUGCCACCGAUGACUGGUUCUCAGCCUACCAUAGCUUUGCCGACCAUCUUAACUGGCUGAAGGACCUCCAGAAGCAGCAUGCCUCGAAUUCCGAGAUCAUCACCGUGGGCAACAGCCCCGAGGGCCGCCCCAUCCAGGGGAUUCACAUUUGGGGAUCUCAGAAGGGAAAACCUGCCGUUGUCUGGCACGGAACCACGCAUGCUCGUGAAUGGAUCACCACCAUGGUUGUGGAAUAUAUGACCAACAGCCUCUUCACUGAUUCAGCAGCCAAGGCCAUGCUCGAAAAAUUCGACUUCAUGAUCUUCCCCGUCGUGAACCCAGAUGGUUUUGUUUUCACACAGACCGGCAACCGCUUGUGGCGUAAGAACCGAACACCCAACCCGGGUGCUCGCUGCCCUGGUACCGAUCUCAACCGAAACUGGCCCUAUCAGUGGGAGGGACGUGGCUCGUCGCCAGACCCAUGCUCUGACACUUACAGAGGACGCGCUCCGGGUGAUGCCCCCGAGACUAAACUCUGGGUCUCUUACUUGCAAGGCCUCGUUGGCCGACAGGGUGUGAAGCAAUACGUUGACUGGCACUCGUAUGGACAGCUCUUCAUGACCCCAUACGGCUACAGCUGCUCUGCCCGCCCCCCGAACCACAACACCCUCGUCGGCCUGGCAAGCACAUUCGGCCAAGCCGCCCGCGCCGUUCACGGCAGCGCCUUCAAGACCGGCCCGAUCUGCAGCACCAUCUACCAGGCCAACGGCAACAGUGUCGACUGGGCUGCCGAUGUCGCCAAGAUCGAAAUGGCCUUCGCCGCGGAGCUCCGCGAUACCGGUCGAUUCGGUUUCGUUCUGCCCGCAAACCAGAUCGUCGCUGCUGGACAGGAGACUUGGGCUGGCGUGAAGGGGAUCUUCUCUAGGAUUUAA
Messenger RNA from Ophidiomyces ophidiicola, 1248 nucleotides. RefSeq lists its product as uncharacterized. The transcript is spliced from 6 exons. The record is from RefSeq and is a predicted model, not a curated record. The coding region runs from base 1 to 1248 and encodes 415 amino acids. NCBI's taxonomy places the organism in Eukaryota, Fungi, Ascomycota, Eurotiomycetes, Onygenales, Onygenaceae. Gene Ontology annotation, molecular function: zinc ion binding; metallocarboxypeptidase activity. Gene Ontology annotation, biological process: proteolysis.